Molecule: messenger RNA, 2736 nt
Organism: Symbiodinium sp. CCMP2592
Lineage: Eukaryota; Dinophyceae; Suessiales; Symbiodiniaceae
Source: the annotation of a GenBank genome assembly
AUGCAAGUGGAACAACCUUGCACGAUUUUAUCGGCUUUGUCGUGGCUUUUGCUCAGUGUGGUUUACAGGUUGUUCUCAGGUUUCCAGCAUGAGGACUCAUUGCUUUUCGGCUCGAGAUCGGAUCUCGUCAGCUGUUCAUCUGUCUGUCCUUCUUCUUCCGCGGUCACAGCCGCCAUGGAUGCAACUCAGCGCAGGUCCUACAGAAAGUUUCUGCAGAUCCUGCGCGAGAAGCCCAUCGUGGCCGACUUCAUGUGCCCCAUCGGAGGGCGCCCUAUGACGGACCCUGUUGUGGCAGAGGAUGGAUACAGCUAUGAGCGCUCGGCAAUUGAGGCGUGGCUGCAGGACAAGGAGCUGUCCCCUCAGACGCGAAAUCCCAUGGGCUCUGCGUUGGAAGGCAACAGCGACCUAAAAGAGGCCAUCGACGAGCUGAAGGCAGUGUUGGAGAACCCGCCGUCUGAGGAGCUAACGAUUACAUGGAAUGCCCCGGGCCCAAUUCCGCUGCAGCGCACGCUGGUGAUUUCGCCUCCGGCGGAGACGUCGGAUUCUUCAGAUUGGGAGGUGUUGACGCCGACCAGUCCGGCAGAGGGCCAGCCCAGCGGCGCGAGGCAACGGGCCGCGCAGGCCCAGGACAUGUCCUACACCCUGAGCAAGAUCUUCCGUGUGUUGGAUCCGCUCCGGGGUCUUCUCCUCGAAGUUCUGGAUGGAUGGACACCGCAGCGAAUGAUCGUGGUUGGCGACGAGAGCGCGGGCAAGAGUACCAUUCUGGAAAUGUUGGCAAUGCUUCCGAUCUUCCCGCGGAAGCGACGUUUCUGUACGCGCCUGGCCACGCACCUUCGCCUGCGCCGGAAUCCGGACGUGUGCCGAACCACCUUGUCUGUCUACACGGUUACCCCUCAGGGUGACCAACUGGAACGAGAAGCCAUGGUGGUGCCCAAGGAGAAGCGGGUUCAACGACCAAAGGUCUUCUUCGGCAUUUGGUCUGUGUACUGGGUGGAGAACGGCCAUCUCUUCGUGCAGGAGAAGAUGGACCACCUCGUGUCAGAGCUGUCGAUGGGUCAAGAAGGUGCAGGGUCCGGCGGCAUCGUCACAAGGAAGAUCAUCGUCAUCGAAGUGCAGGGCCCCGAAGUCCCGAGCAUCGACUUGGUCGACCUGCCGGGGAUCACCUCCUGGCCGAAGGAGAAAGCAGAGGCUGUGCAGCAGAUUAUGAAGAAGCAGAUUCGCGACGACGAGGCAACCGGCAACAACAACAUGUUCCUCGCGGUCGUGCCGGCCUCCGGUGACGUGAAGCCCAACACGAACAACGCGAUGAAGUUCAUCAUGGAGAACCAGCUCCAGGACGACCGGACGGUCGGGGUCUUCUCGAAGUGCGACCAGACUAGCCGAAGUGGCUCUGAGAUCCUCCGCGCCCUCACCCUCAAUGAGUCGACCAAAGAAGGUGAGUCCGCAGAGAGUUUGGGUCGGAUCGACCUCCAGACCUGGGUGGCGAGCAUGCUCGAGCCACCGCAGGAGUUCUCCAACAAUUUCGAACGGCUGGAGCUGCAGAGGAAGAACGAAGUUGACUUCUUCGAGAAGGCAGAUGAGAACUUCCAGCAUGUGUACCAGCAAGGGCAUGCUGGCAUGCGAGCUCUCAUCGCCAACAUCGAGCGCUCGUACUUGAAGCCAGCAGACAGCACCAGCGAGGACGAAACGGCUCGCUCCAGCUUGGCAAAGGAGGAGGUUGAGCGGCGUCUGGGAGUGACCUCGCCAGUGACAAAAUCGGUCUACGAAGACUUCAUCCUCCACGCCUUGCGCAAAGAUCUCGCUGUGAAGGUCCGGGAGCGACUGCAGCGCUACAGUGGAAGUGGAUUGACUUGCGAGGGCUGCGAGCAGGUGGAGGAGAUGAACUUGCUGGAGAAAGACCUCCUGAAUCUCAUCAGCGGUGCUCUCGAUCAGAUGGAGUCGGGCCUGGUGACGCCUCUGCAGAAAUGGCUCUACGCAAAGAGUGAAGUUGUUCAGAUCCCAAACACUGACCUCGUGAAUGUGUGCACCAAGUUCAGCGACGGCUUUAGCUUGAUGCACUUUGAGAAAGACCUGUCCAAGAAGGCGUUGGUGCAGAAGCUCCAUAGCGAGCCGAUUCUUCAGCUGUGCAAUUACAGCGGCUACCUGGACGAGAUCAUGUCCAAGUGCAAGCAGAUGCACUUGGAUGCCGGAACCCGGAUCCGGAACAAGGCAGCCCGAUUGGUGGCGAAUUUUGUGAACUUGGAUGGAAGCUCCGACCGCCGAAUGGAGGUGCAGGGGGUGGCCGCAAGGUAUACGUUCUAUCAGGGUUUGCGAGCACACUCCAAGCCAUGUGCAAGUGCGAAUCUCGAAGCAACUCAGUGUCCAUGCAGUCUUGUGCCUGCUCUAGCACGAGCUAUCCCGGCCCGAGUUCAUAGGGAAGCAACAAGAACAACACGACACGGAUCAUCGCACCCAUCAGUGUUUUGGGAGAUUGUGGCUCGGGGUCGCCUGCAUGCAGGGCGAAGGGUCCAGUUUGGAGGUUCGCGGCUUUCGUCAAAGAAGCUCGGAGGCUUCGGGUAUUCGGGCAAAGUUGAGAUGCAGUGGUUUACUUUGGUGUGUGGCUGGAAGUUUCGGCAGUGUUCCUUCCUGUUAGCAGCGAGCACUUUCCUGAACCCAAGUGUUCUAGUGUUCAUACGGCCGCUCCGCUCACUCCGACCUGGCACACAUGCAACUGGGCUUUGGAGUACCAUACUGUAA